GGAACACGCGAAAGGGUUGCUGCGAGCUAAAUGAAAGAGGUUAUCGAUGGCCGUAGCCGCAAAAUAACUUUCGAUUCAUGUUUUGCUUUCAUUAAGUAAAUGGCGACAGCUGCUAACAUCACGCCCCUGAGCCGAAGACCGAUGAGUACCUCUAGUUCCAGUUCCAGUAGAAUAUCUUCAGUCCUGAACACCAAUGAGUGUGUACCAAGGUGUCAUGAACACAGUGAUUUUCAAAAGAUGGAAACACAGAAUUAUGACAAAACCAAUGACUCUGGUGAGUUACAUUUUCCGAAUUUGGUGGACCUUCGACAAGUGACAGUACUUCCAAAAGCAGAAUGGCAACGAAUCCAGGAUAACUUGAAUAACGUAAAUAAAGAAGCAGAAUUUAUACGUGCUCAAAAGGAAGACAAAGAAGCCUUACAUUUAAAAUCUAAAGAAGUGACUAAAUACUGGACAAAUACCAUUGCAGGACAAAGGCAAAAAAGGCUCGAUGCAAGAAAACUGCGUCAAGAAAAGGAAGAAGAAGAGAGGAAACAAAUUGAUAUAGAGGAAGCAAAGUAUAUGGCACAAAAAAGAAAAGAAAGUCUAGAGCGAGCUAAAACACUGCUUUUCUAUCAAACUGACAGAGUGAAAGGACUAAAUGCUGCACUGAUGCUCACUGAAGCCCUGAAAGAACGUGAAGCACAGAUUGAACUAAAGAGAAAAAAAAAUAAUCUUCAUGAAAGAGAAGAGAAAAGCUAUAUGGAGGAAAUUCAACGUCGAAUUAACUUGGGUGAGGAUGAGGAAUAUCAAAAAUUAAUGAAAGAUAAAGAAAAGAGAAAGGCCCUUGCUGAAUUUCAUCGACAGCAAAUAAAGGAAAAUGCACAUUUAAAAGAACUGGAAAAACAACAAUAUAUAAAGGAGGGAGAAGAAAUUAAGAAAUUAGCUCAUCUGUAUCAGUGGGAGCUCAAUAAAAUUGAACAACUGAAGAGCCAAGAAAAACACAACAAUAUGAUGAAUCAUAAGGCACAUGUUGCAAACCUGAAGAUCAUAAAAGCACUAGAAAACCAAAAAGAAGAAUUGGAAGAUGAAAAUAUCAGACUAUUCGUUUCAGCAAAACAACAAAUGUUAAAACUUAGAAAAAAACGGCAAGCAGAAAUAGAUAAGGAGAAAGAGGAUCAUAGAAAACUGAUGGUAAGACUAAUAAGUGAACAGAUGAAAGAAGAAGUGCAGGAUGAAACACACCGCAUUGCCAAGGCUGCAGAAGAGAUGGAAGCUAAAAGACAGAUGGAAAUUAAGCAAAAGGAGGAAAAAACAAUGGCAGAUUUGAAGGCAAUUGAAGAAUACAGACUUAUGAUGAUGAAGAAGCGUGAGGAGAAGGAAAAGGAAGAAAAAAUACAAGCAUUAGAAGCUCUUCAUGCCAGGAUUGAAGCAGAUAAUUUAAACCAUGAACAAGACAAGAAAAAGAAGUUAAAAGCCCGAGAAGAGGGUGAGGGUGUGCAAGCCUUCCUUGUUGAACAAAUGGCAGAAAAAAAAGCAAAGGCAUUACGUGAUCGUGCUGCUGAACUGGAGCACAAACAAAAAAGCUUAGCUCUACUUGAAAUGGAAAAGAAAGAAUUUGAAGAAUAUGCACAACAAAUUAUAGAGGCAGCUGCAAAAAAAGGCCGAAAUAUUUAUCCACUUCUUAAAGCUGCUCACCAAGGCAUUGGGGGUGGACGUGGUCCAGUGUUAAUUGACGAAAGUGGGAUAAGACCUAGUUAUCAGGUCAAGGACACCUCUGGAAUUCAACUUCCAAAUUAUAAACGCAGUACAACUGAGGCAAUUAAGAAUUUACAUGAUAAAUGUGAUAUUGAGAAAUCCAAGAAAUCACUAGGUUUUACAUGGUAA
Molecule: messenger RNA, 1866 nt
Organism: Hemiscyllium ocellatum (epaulette shark)
Lineage: Eukaryota; Metazoa; Chordata; Chondrichthyes; Orectolobiformes; Hemiscylliidae
Gene: cfap210
Product: cilia and flagella associated protein 210
Exons: 10
Coding region: 100-1866 (588 amino acids)
Source: RefSeq, a predicted model, not a curated record